Fragaria vesca subsp. vesca is the source of this 938-nucleotide messenger RNA. RefSeq names its product probable U6 snRNA-associated Sm-like protein LSm4-like. NCBI's taxonomy places the organism in Eukaryota, Viridiplantae, Streptophyta, Magnoliopsida, Rosales, Rosaceae. Gene Ontology annotation, biological process: mRNA splicing, via spliceosome; nuclear-transcribed mRNA catabolic process; spliceosomal snRNP assembly. Gene Ontology annotation, cellular component: U6 snRNP; P-body; spliceosomal tri-snRNP complex. The transcript is spliced from 8 exons. Bases 155 to 601 code for a protein of 148 amino acids. The record is from RefSeq and is a predicted model, not a curated record. Gene Ontology annotation, molecular function: U6 snRNA binding.
AAAAAGACUAAAAGCAGAAGAACACCCCGCUCACUCGUAGAAACGAAGAAAGAAGAAGAGGAGGGCUGAGCUAAGCAAAGCGCCGUAAAGUUCGCGAUCCGACUUUAUUUUCCGGUCCCUUGUGCUUUUCGCGGCGAGCUCCAAACCCUAAACCAUGCUUCCGCUUUCUCUGCUCAAGACUGCCCAAGGGCACCCCAUGUUGGUGGAGCUCAAGAAUGGGGAGACUUACAAUGGGCAUUUGGUGAACUGUGAUACUUGGAUGAACAUCCAUCUUCGAGAAGUCAUCUGCACUUCCAAAGAUGGAGACAGGUUUUGGAGGAUGCCUGAGUGCUACAUCCGUGGGAAUACUAUUAAGUAUCUGCGAGUGCCUGAUGAGGUGAUUGACAAGGUUCAGGAAGAAACCAAGAGAACAGAUAGGAAACCUCCUGGAGUAGGGCGUGGAAGAGGAAGAGGAGGUAGGGAGGAUGCUCCUGGUGGACGACAGCCAAAAGGCAUUGGACGUGGCCUUGAUGAUGGUGCUAAGGGUGCUGGUGGAGGUCGAGGCAGAGGUGGACCAGGUGGAAAGGCUGGUGGAAGAGGUGGAGGCCGAGGCCGAGCUUGAUUCAUCUGAGCUUGAUUCGCUUAUAUUGUGGAACAACGUAGAUGGGCAAGUUUGCUACUUUUAAUGGCAUUUGUGGCCCGAUGCUUUUGUGGAAUCUUGGGGUUUUAUAGUUAUGACAGUAUUUCUUAUGUAUGGUAAUGUGAUGUAGUUGGAAUGGGUCUUUUCACCUUUGUUGGCCUGGUGUUUGUCUUAAGGAAAUCGUAUUACUCUAUUGGAUUUGAAAGUUUAUGCCAACAUUAUAUCCAUAUUUCCGCAGUUUUUGGUUUGGUGUCACAAUCUCCCUUGGUGAGCAUAUAUUGCUUGAGAUACCUGUGUUCCAGUUUUGUUUUUUUUUCUU